ACCAGCCAUAAACCCCUCACCUUUUCCUCUCUCUCUCUCUCUCUCCAAUUUUCCCGGAUUCAGGACUGGUAUGAGAUAUUCCUCUCUCUCUCUCUCUCUCUCUCUCUCUCUCUCUCGUGACUCUCGUCUAUAAGAAGCCCAUCACCUCCAGCUCCUCGCAAGAGAAAUACUCUUUUUUUCCUUUGAAUAAAAACCCGAAUCUUCUACCGUCUUUUCGCCGCCCAUAUCUCUUCGUAACAGUCGAAGUAUAUACACCAACACAUUUCGGUUGUUACGAAAAUAAAUAAAUAAAGAAGAAAUAUGGGUUUCCUCCACAAGCUCUGGGACGAUACGCUAGCCGGCCCCGCACCCGAUAAAGUACUGCGCAAGUACGAUUCCUUCUCCGCCGUCCGAUCUCCUCCGACCGUGACCAUCCCUCCACACGACAACAUCGCCGUGACUCGGAGCAUCACCAUUCUCCGAGCCAACUCGGUCGACUCGGGUUCGCUCCCGUCUUCCCCCGUCGCCGGAUCCAGCACCCCAACUUCACCUUUUUCACCGGUGUCAACACCGCGUGGGGAUUUCAAGAGGUUUACGAGGAGAAAAUCGACGGCGGCGCCAUCGGAAAGCGUGGAGCCAAUAAGUCCGACCGUUUACGACUGGAUAGUGAUCAAUGCUUUGGAUCGUUGAGAGAGGAAGUGACGAUUUUGCAUGAAGAAUCGGCGAAUUAAUCGACCACUUUUGUACGAAGUGAAGAUCUUAGGGUAAUCUUACGGUGCAUGUAUAUCUAAUGCAGUUGUGCAUUGAUAUACAAGUUUAGUGUAAUAAAAAGGUGUUUUUUCUGAUGGAGAAAAUCACGUUAGGAACCAAAUGCUUCUUGGAGUUUAUGAAAGAGGAAGUAAGAGCUGGCUUUCCCCCUCCCCCCUUGUACAUAAAGUUUGGGGCCAAAAAAAAGGAGCUGGCUUUGGAAAAUUAGAGCUCUGCUAGCUGUUUUCUGUAUAUAUAUGUCUUCUUGUGAUGGGAGUGAUGGCUUUCUUACAUUUUCUUUUCUUUGAAAAUUCGUACUACAUUAUGUUUUUGUCUCCUUUUUUUUUUUUUUUUUGGGUUCUGUUUCCAGGUUUUGUAUCUGGGUGCGUUGUCUUUGUAAAUUGUAAAUAUGGUGUUUGUAUUCUGAAUCCUCUUUCAAUGGAACUUGUUUGAAGCCUCCUUUUGAUUCUGCA
Rhododendron vialii is the source of this 1199-nucleotide messenger RNA. Its product is annotated as dormancy-associated protein homolog 4. The record is from RefSeq and is a predicted model, not a curated record. The transcript is spliced from 3 exons. Bases 301 to 669 code for a protein of 122 amino acids. NCBI's taxonomy places the organism in Eukaryota, Viridiplantae, Streptophyta, Magnoliopsida, Ericales, Ericaceae.